Zeugodacus cucurbitae (melon fly) is the source of this 2288-nucleotide messenger RNA. RefSeq names its product pickpocket protein 28-like. Gene Ontology annotation, cellular component: membrane. Lineage: Eukaryota; Metazoa; Arthropoda; Insecta; Diptera; Tephritidae. The record is from RefSeq and is a predicted model, not a curated record. Gene Ontology annotation, molecular function: ligand-gated sodium channel activity. Gene Ontology annotation, biological process: sodium ion transmembrane transport. The transcript has 5 exons. Bases 930 to 2288 code for a protein of 452 amino acids.
AUGUGCAUGUGUACGACAUUUCAUUAUGAUAUUUUGAUUUUUAAUCAAGUUAUCGCUUGAACGGACAGGAUUUCAACUCGUCUCGUCAUUCUGAUCAAUUUGAUAUAUGUAUACCUAACGCGUUUAGUUGGAGGUGUUACAAAGAACCGUUAUUUGAACAAAACUAUUAUACUCUGUGCAACAUGUUGUAUAACAGUAUAAAAAUCGAAUCGAAAUGUGAUCCAUUGUCGUAACCUAAUAUGUUAAAAGAGUGAAUAUUGUCAAAUUAUUGCUUGAUAUAAAUGGUCGCUUCCAAACGAUUUACCGUAACUUUGUUCUCGAAGUCCAAACAAAUGUUUUGGACGCUUUAGACGAUUUUCAUCGGACAACAAUAAUUUCGAGAAUUGCUAGUUAAACUCAGGUGUAUAAUAAUGUAUCCAAGCUUCAAUGAGUUUUGUUUUUUUACGAUGUUUUCUGGCUGGCAUUUGAGUUGGUACUUACUUAAAUUACAAUAUACUAUAAAAACGCCCCUGACGUUUGCUAAUACUCGUAUAUAAUACCAAUACGAGUAUUCUUAUAGUUGCCAUUGAUGAGCAUACAAUACAUUUUAAGUAUAAUUAUCGAAAAUAAUAGUACAAAAAUACUAUAUAACGGUAAUACACAAAAUUAACAAACGACGUAAACUAUAAAACAAAUGUGUUCAUAUACAUACAUAUUUCACUUUCAGAAUAUUUUUCGCAAUUUCAUUUGUGCUUGUUGUUUUCGGAGCAGUUUUUUUCGUGAAUCAAGUCUAUGAAAAAUGGAAUUAUACACCGGUUAUAGUGAGCAUAAAUCCAAAACCUACUGGAAUCACCAACGAUCCGUUUCCCGCAGUAACAAUUUGUAAUUUAAAUAAGGCUUAUAAAAAGAAGGUUGAAAAGUUCUCUAUCGACUCCCCGGAAUAUGUUAAGAUGCAAUUGAUAUGCAAACAUAAAGUGAACGCAACUCUAGCAGGUUUAAUCACCAAUUGGAACAACUUGAGAAGAUUUAUAACGGAAAUCUCUCAACCAUGCAGUGAAAUGUUGCUGACAUGCUGGUUCGGUGGAGUGAAGUACAAGUGCACAGACCUCUUUCACUCAGUCAUAACUGAUAGCGGUUUAUGCUGUGUUUUCAAUACGGUUCAUGGAAAGUUCUUAAUGAAAAAUCCAAAGCCGUGCCCAGAUUGUGAUGAACCCACACCGAAUGGGACAGUGUUUGUUGACUGGAGCCCCGAAAAAGGUUAUCCUUCAAAAUUACCCAAAAGCUAUAUUCCUAUGCCUGCUGCCGGCAUAGGUGAAACCCUGGGAUUAUCCAUAACUCUGGACGUUGAAGCGGAGUACUAUUAUUGCUCUUCUGAGAACAGCGUCGGCUUCAAAAUGCUGCUGCAUAAUCCACUGGAGGUGCCCAAUAUGCGCGAGAUUGGUUUAUUACUGGCACCCGGUCGAGAAACGAAAGUGCGAAUUAAAGCUGUUAAGACCGAAUCGGAAACGCGUUUGCGUUCGAUGAAAAAUUAUUAUCGCGUGUGUUAUUUCCAGGAUGAAUAUCCUUUGAAGAAUUACAGAGCAUAUACGCAACGCAAUUGUGAGGUGGAAUGCUUAAUGAAUAUGUUACUGACCUAUUGUGGGUGUGUUACUCACUUUUUACCCAUAUUUUAUGGCAACCAGACCAUAUGCAGUAUUUAUGAGUCAUCUUGCGUCAAUCGUGUUCAACAGCAAUCGAUGGUGACUAAGAAUGGUAACGGUUGUCCGGAAAUAUGUUGGCCAAGUUGCUAUGAUCUCACAUAUCUGCCGGACUUUUUCACCACACCAAUAACUCAUUCGGGAUUCCAAAUCUCGAACCAAGUUAUUAAGAACAUGAGUAGUUCUUAUGUGGAAAAAAAUAUCGCCGUAGUAAAUAUAUAUUUCAAGGAGAGCUGGUACCGAAGCAAUAAGCAGAGCGAAUAUAUUGGAAUGACGGAUUUCUUAUCAAGUAUUGGCGGUAUCCUUGGACUGUUCUUCGGUUUCAGUUUCAUAUCAUUGGCUGAGAUCGCAUUCUACCUAGUUUUGAAACCCAUUCGAAUGAUCAUUGCCACAGCUUGGAGGAAACGAAAAAUACUUAGAAAUAAGAAAACUUUACAAAAUUUGAAAUUGUUCAAGAAACUGCCAACGGAUAAUUUGGGUUCAAUUGAACAGGAGGAAGUCUUAUUUGAGAAUUACGAAGCUAAUAUAACUAAAACCUGGAAAACUAUCUUUGUAGUGUCGAAUAAGAAGAUCUCACCAAUUUGGAGACCUGGCAUGGAGUACACUUCUUGA